Molecule: messenger RNA, 1726 nt
Organism: Pan troglodytes (chimpanzee)
Lineage: Eukaryota; Metazoa; Chordata; Mammalia; Primates; Hominidae
Gene: RING1
Product: ring finger protein 1
Exons: 7
Coding region: 189-1409 (406 amino acids)
Biological process (GO): negative regulation of DNA-templated transcription
Cellular component (GO): PcG protein complex; ubiquitin ligase complex
Molecular function (GO): ubiquitin protein ligase activity; chromatin binding
Source: RefSeq, a predicted model, not a curated record
CCGGGCCAUGGCGGCGGCGGUGGCGGGAGGUGCUGUCUGAGCGGCGGUUGCGGACCGAGCGAACUUGGCCCAGGAGCCCGGGCCUAGGGAGAGGCGCGGCGGCGGCGGGAGCGCGAACGGCUGGAGCUGGCCUUCUUCGCCUUCUCCUCGGCUGUGGAGCCCUGGUGGGGGGUCUGCGCCCGGUCACCAUGACGACGCCGGCGAAUGCCCAGAAUGCCAGCAAAACGUGGGAACUGAGUCUGUAUGAGCUGCACCGGACCCCGCAGGAAGCCAUAAUGGAUGGCACAGAGAUUGCUGUUUCCCCUCGGUCACUGCAUUCAGAACUCAUGUGCCCUAUCUGCCUGGACAUGCUGAAGAAUACGAUGACCACCAAGGAGUGCCUCCACAGAUUCUGCUCUGACUGCAUUGUCACAGCCCUACGGAGCGGGAACAAGGAGUGUCCUACCUGCCGAAAGAAGCUGGUGUCCAAGCGAUCCCUACGGCCAGACCCCAACUUUGAUGCCCUGAUCUCUAAGAUCUAUCCUAGCCGGGAGGAAUACGAGGCCCAUCAAGACCGAGUGCUUAUCCGCCUGAGCCGCCUGCACAACCAGCAGGCAUUGAGCUCCAGCAUUGAGGAGGGGCUACGCAUGCAGGCCAUGCACAGGGCCCAGCGUGUGAGGCGGCCGAUACCAGGGUCAGAUCAGACCACAACGAUGAGCGGGGGGGAAGGAGAGCCCGGGGAGGGAGAAGGGGAUGGAGAAGAUGUGAGCUCAGACUCCGCCCCUGACUCUGCCCCAGGCCCUGCUCCCAAGCGACCCCGUGGAGGGGGCGCAGGGGGGAGCAGUGUAGGGACAGGGGGAGGCGGCACUGGUGGGGUGGGUGGGGGUGCCGGUUCGGAAGACUCUGGUGACCGGGGAGGGACUCUGGGAGGGGGAACGCUGGGCCCCCCAAGCCCUCCUGGGGCCCCCAGCCCCCCAGAGCCAGGUGGAGAAAUUGAGCUCGUGUUCCGGCCCCACCCCCUGCUCGUGGAGAAGGGAGAAUACUGCCAGACGAGGUAUGUGAAGACAACUGGGAAUGCCACAGUGGACCAUCUCUCCAAGUACUUGGCCCUGCGCAUUGCCCUCGAGCGGAGGCAACAGCAGGAAGCAGGGGAGCCAGGAGGGCCUGGAGGGGGCGCCUCUGACACCGGAGGACCUGAUGGGGGUGGCGGGGAGGGUGGGGGUGCCGGAGGAGGUGACGGUCCUGAGGAGCCUGCUUUGCCCAGCCUGGAGGGCGUCAGUGAAAAGCAGUACACCAUCUACAUCGCACCUGGAGGCGGGGCGUUCACGACGUUGAAUGGCUCGCUGACCCUGGAGCUGGUGAAUGAGAAAUUCUGGAAGGUGUCCCGGCCACUGGAGCUGUGCUAUGCUCCCACCAAGGAUCCAAAGUGACCCCACCAGGGGACAGCCAGAGGAAGGGGACCAUGGGGUAUCCCUGUGUCCUGGUCUAUCACCCCAGCUUCUUUGUCCCCCAGUACCCCCAGCCCAGCCAGCCAACAAGAGGACACAAAUGAGGACACGUGGCUUUUAUACAAAGUAUCUAUAUGAGAUUCUUCUAUAUUGUACAGAGUGGGGCAAAACACGCCCCCAUCUGCUGCCUUUUCUAUUGCCCUGCAACGUCCCAUCUAUACAAGGUGUUGGAGAAGGUGAAGAACCCUCCCAUUCACGCCCGCCUACCAACAACAAACGUGCUUUUUUCCUCUUUGAAA